Messenger RNA from Echinostoma caproni, 285 nucleotides. Lineage: Eukaryota; Metazoa; Platyhelminthes; Trematoda; Plagiorchiida; Echinostomatidae. The record is from the annotation of a GenBank genome assembly.
UGUUUUCAACUGAGUCAUAACCCCGUGGGGUUAGUGCUGAAAUGCACGAAUUGUGAUCAAACGCGCAACCUGGCCGGGCACACAGCUGAUCCGAGAUUUCUACAAAAAAUUGCAUUUGUCAGUCUGAAUCACCAUGCCGCAAUCGAACGUUUGGACACUAUUCGUGCAUUCCAUUUCGGUUCACAUUUCCUAGUUGAGGUGAAACUCGAUUACCGGACGAUGGUUUUUUGUAUCCGCAGAUCUUUUGCCAUCAGGAUUCUGAUUUGUGGAACAUCCGUUUGGUAA